This is a messenger RNA of Betta splendens (Siamese fighting fish), 2695 nucleotides long. It is a transcript of the gene batf2, whose product is annotated as basic leucine zipper ATF-like transcription factor 2. The record is from RefSeq and is a predicted model, not a curated record. Gene Ontology annotation, biological process: regulation of transcription by RNA polymerase II. The transcript is spliced from 3 exons. Gene Ontology annotation, cellular component: nucleus. Lineage: Eukaryota; Metazoa; Chordata; Actinopteri; Anabantiformes; Osphronemidae. Gene Ontology annotation, molecular function: RNA polymerase II cis-regulatory region sequence-specific DNA binding; DNA-binding transcription factor activity, RNA polymerase II-specific. The coding region runs from base 256 to 1458 and encodes 400 amino acids.
UUGCAUCACCGGCAGCCAAACCCCCGGCGCUCAAAACCCACGCGACGAACUCCGAGCUGCACAUUCAUGCAUUCAUCAAGUCGCCCUGCAAACACCAGGCACCGCUCCUCACCAUACGUCCUCUCCCGACUCAUCCGGGCCGAGGGUCGCAGCCGCCGUGCGCCAGCGAUGACCCGCGCCGGGUGAGCGGUUCCCGCUGCCGGUGGAGACGCGAUCGGUCCAGACAUCCGGCUGCGUCCUGCGAGGGGUGACGGCAUGUCGCCGCUGUUCAUGGAAACCGGCUACGAGCCCAACAGCCCUGGCUCCAUAUCGGCAGAAGACUACACGGCUGGAUCUGAGCGAGAGGGGGACGGGCAACAGGUGGGACCCACCGGCAAGAAGAGGCGCGAGAAGAACAGGGACGCGGCGAGGAAGAGUCGCAAGAAGCAAACGGAGCGAGCGGACGUGCUUCACGAGGAGCUCCAGCGCCUCGAGCGCUCCAACACGUCGCUCCACAAGGAAAUCGCGGCGCUGAAGAAAGACCUCGUCCUCUACACGACGGCCCUGGAGCGUCACAAGCCCCACUGCUGCCUCCGAGCGCCCGCGUCCAAGUCCGGCCCGCCCGGCGCCCGCCCGCCUCCCCCCUCCGCCGGCCGCCGCAGACCCGGUCCGGCCGCCGUUCCUCCUCUCAGAGCCAAUUCUUCGUUCUCUACCUCCUCGACCUUUGGCACAGGUCUUCAGACUCUCGACGGGCUUGAAAACGCCCGCCUUCCUCCCACGACGUCCGCUCCGAGCGGAACCGCGUCCUGCUUGACCUCUGACCUCUUCGCGGCCCCGCCCUCCGACCCGGCGGCCGUUUCCUGCCCGCUCCCGCUGCUCCCGGCGCCUCACUCCUUGUUCGCCGACGCGUCCCGGCCGACAGGCGUUGCGCCCGUGAGCACGAGCCCCGUUUCGCUCCCGGCAGCCGAGCAAGACGCCACUCAUGGAACCCCUUCGUUGUCAGCGGAUUCGGGUUUCUCUGAUACACUAGAUGCAUUUCUAACCAAACAAACCUCUUUUGUACCUGCUCCAUGUAACGUGGGACCUCCCUACUCCCAUGUGGCCCUGCACCAUCGCGGUCUGGCUCGUGGCUGUGAUCCAACUCCCUACAACAUUCCAAAUACUUCAAAUCCUCUGGGUUCUUUUUUACCCUCGACUCUGCAAGAGUCUACUGUUCAGCCUAUGUCAGCUUCACCUCAGAUGAACUUUCCUCCACUACCCCCAAAUCCCAGUUAUUGUCAACAGGCGACACCAAAUGCGGCAUCUUUUCUUUCCCUCCUCACUGUCCCAAACCCUCCCAGCGCCCCCCAGACUCCCUCCAACAGCUUUGCUCAGUCUCCACCCGCGCUGCCGCUGUUGCUGGAUUCCUCGAGGGAUCUCUCCCUCACUGAGCUCCUGGAGGUCAACGACUGGAUCCUAAGUGGGCCCAGUAAUGUAUAGCACUACAUGCCGCAUGGCAGGGGAGGAUCAGUAUCGUGAUGUGAAAAUUCAAACCGCACGUGUUGAGCUGUGGGACUGAAGUGGCACCAAAUUGCAGCAAGGUCGUAAUCGGAUCUGAUCAGACACAGGGCUCAAAGCAGGCUUUGACGUGAGGAAAUGGAAAACUGGUGACGGUGGAUUAAUUCGUUUCCACAUAAAUGAAAGCUAAAGGCAGACGUUGUCUUUCUCAGAAAGAUUGACUCAAUUUCUGAGACUUACCCUUCACUUACUCUUUAAGACCCAACCUGCUUAGAUGCAGCUUGUUACAGUUCGUCUUCACUUACCUCAUUUACACACUCCUUACACAGUUUGACAAGUUUUUAUUAUGCUGCUAUUGAUAAUUUAUUUAUGCGUCGCAAUAUUUAAAUAGAAGAACAACUAUCAGUCAGUCAGUUCGCUUUUUUUUAGGAAGUCGCACAAUUUAUCUGUCUUACCUACAAGUGUCAAACGAAUGGAGGCUCAAUAGCCCCCGGCUCAUUCAGACCCUCAGUGAUUAUGUGAUUACAUGACAACUCCAGGUGAAAACACGCUUAAUGCACGACCCCAUCCAGGAUUAUAUGACCUAAUGUGGAUUCGUUUGCAGUGAUGUUGUCAAACCGGAGCUUCUGUAACGCACUGUGCAAACUAAGUUGUUUUCCACGUAGCCCACAGACGGGCACGGAUCUCUGAGGGAGCCGCGGUAACCAGGAUGAGGACGGGAGGUUGUCAGGGGCAGCUUCAUUAGGAACAGCGAUGAUAUCAGGGUUAUCGUCGAUGAAUCAUGUGUCAAAUGGCCCCCGGACACCCCACACGCCUAGAAGUCUAAACCACCAAAAAGGCUCUUUGUUCUUUGCUAAUUCAUGUAUUUUAAGUGAGUCAAAACCCACAAUGAAAAUGUGUCCGUGUGACACAUUCUUUCUGGCAAUAAGAAACUUCCAAAGCCUGUAAUAAUAGGAUCUAGUGCUGUUAGGAUGUUAUUUUUUGGGCUAGGAAUGAAACCAGGCCUUAUGGUAACUGUUUUGCAGUGACGACCAUGAUUUUCAGAUAAUGAUUAUUCAGUUUAGGGCACCAUUACUAGGAAAUAAGGGGAUAUUUGAACUAAUGUGAGGAUUGUGGUGGGUGUCUUUAAAUUAUGAUCAUUUGAUACUUUCAUGCAUUCAUUAUAUAUUUAUGCUUUAAUACUAAUAACUGUAAUAAAAAUGUUUGUUUACAAAAUCAA